This is a messenger RNA of Penaeus monodon (black tiger shrimp), 1257 nucleotides long. RefSeq lists its product as uncharacterized. The transcript is spliced from 5 exons. NCBI's taxonomy places the organism in Eukaryota, Metazoa, Arthropoda, Malacostraca, Decapoda, Penaeidae. Bases 201 to 941 code for a protein of 246 amino acids. The record is from RefSeq and is a predicted model, not a curated record.
CAGUAACCGAACAAGUGCAUCUUCUGUCGCGGAGGGCAACACAAAUCGCCUUCAAGUCAAACGUCAAGAAAAGUCACGCCAAACACACCUAAUUCUCCACAAAACCUCCACAGACCCCUCAGAAGCAAGGAGAAGAGGUGCCCAGGACUCCCUCCCGGUAAUUACAACCUCCUCCACGCCCGCAGAGAGCGAAAGAAGCCAUGUCCAGCAAGCGCCGAGCACCAGCUGACUCGACGAAGAAGAGCGACAGCAAGAAAUUGAAGAAAGAGGAGAAGCCGGACGCCAAGGAGAAGAAACCGAGGGAAGAGAAAGCCAAGAAAUCGCCGGAGCUAACGUACUGCGGCGGUCCCUACGAGCUCACGAAGCCUCUGCCCAAGAAGAACAAGAAGGGAGAGCUGGUGUUCGAGGACGAGCCGGAGUUCAGGCCCAACUUGACCCCCAAGGACGUCCUUCAAGGGGGAAGCUUCGGGGGCACCUACUUCAGGCCGAUCCGGUCCAGCGUCACGGGAGAAUCUUACUCGGGAGUAUGGAAGGAGUUGCCCAAGGACUGGCUUGAGGGCCUCAGCAUAGGCAAAACGGUUUCAUCCUCAAUAUACGAUGAGAAAGUCAACAAAUACAAAGCCAAGUGCGGUGGAUCGCUGGAGAUGUGGGAGGAGAGCGGAUGGAUGCACAAGCAAGACCCAUACGGAUGGUUCAUGUGGUAUUGCAGGUUCUACCAAGGACGACGCACGGAGGACGAUGAGAGACAGGUCAGCCGUUGGAAGAAGUGUGCUGGAGUGAAGGGGAGAUGGCGCAACAACCUCAUUACCAAGAUUGUCCGAUCAGGCUGCUCGUAUGACAAUCCAGGAGUCUCACCUGUUGUGCGCCAGACUCUCUUUCACUGGGCGUACGAACUCACAGAAGACGACUACAAGAUUGGGGCCAAGAGGGUGAAAGUCUAGUCGGAUUCCAAAGAAAUCGGAAUGAAGUGUGUAUUUUUUUAACGGAAAGGUAUCGGGCAGCAACAGGGAUGACUUGGAAAGAGAGAAAACUUAUGUGCCUGGUUUGCUUUACGUGUAUUUUUUAGUUUAUGUCGAGUCGUUGUUGACAGUACAUAAAUGUGUAUUUAUUCCUGUCCCAUUAUCUUCCUUUAAUGAGGAUGUUUGUGUUAUGCAAAUGUUGAAUUUACUUCAAUAAUUUUGACCUUUGGGUUUCUAAGAUAAGAUGGCUAUUGGUGAUUUAGCCUAACAUCUUGCAAGAAUAAAUUAUAUUUUUGUA